Molecule: messenger RNA, 2877 nt
Organism: Lasiodiplodia theobromae
Lineage: Eukaryota; Fungi; Ascomycota; Dothideomycetes; Botryosphaeriales; Botryosphaeriaceae
Exons: 1
Coding region: 1-2877 (958 amino acids)
Source: RefSeq, a predicted model, not a curated record
AUGGAUCACUAUACGCCUGCACCACGUUUUCACGAUUUUGACGGCCUGACAUGGCACGAGUGGAAAGAAAAAUGCCAACCACAAUGGGUUGCCUUCCAGGAUUCAGUCAACGACAGCAACCGCAACCAAAUCCGUCGGCUGGCCAUGAGCCACUGGCACACAUUCAAGGAUUAUGAAUGGGUCGAAAAGAACCUCCCAAAACUGACAGAGCUUGACUUAAGCGACUUGCAAGAUACUAUCAUCUACGACGACGAUUUCGCUCAUAACAUCCAGGGCAAGCAAUCAUCAAUCUUAAAUGACUUUGAGGCAUAUGAGCAGUUGUGCAACCACAAGACACUGCUAGAUCGUCUCGAAAAGCUCUGGGUUAGGCACUGGGGCUGCAACGCACUGCACGACUGGAAACACAGGCAUGUCGAAUCGGGCAGCGGAUCUGGAUACGACAGGCGUGACAACAUGGAAAUCCAUAGCCGUCGCAAGACAACAUCUGGACAGACUUCCUUAGACGUCACGUCGGUGAUCACCGAGUGUAAGCAGCUCCGGACACUUGCCAUCAGAGGUCCCUCUCUCAAUCCGGCACUGAGCCAACUGUGGCGCCCGCGUCAAGCGUGCUCCAAAGACGAGGGCUCGCAUGCACACUUCUGCACUAUCGUCAAGGGACUCGAGGACAAUGCCCCGGACUCUCUGCGGGCGAUCGAAUUCUACCAGGCCGAGUUCGCACCACGCAUCGUCAAGAUGUUGCGAGAACGGACAAACAUCAGCAGGGUCUCCAUAUCUUUUGGAGACAUUCUUCGUCGAUUUGCGCCAGCGCGGGAAGCCGACGUUGAGAACACAAAGUUUACCAUGGCGGGAGAGACGAGCAUCCACGCUUUCUCUAUAUAUGACGAGCACUCGUGCAAGUACGAGACAUCAGUAGGAAAAUUUGAGAAAAAGCAGCUUCACGAAUCACUCAAUGUAGAGAUCUUUCCGCCUCAGAAAUCAUCUCAGCGCCUACGGGACAGAGAAACCAGGGAUUUUCUGCGUCAGUGGGCAAAUAGCCCACAACGAACAAAAGGGCAGUCGGAGCCUAGCUAUAUUUUGAGCGAGAAAGACUCCCUACUGGUGGAAUACCUGGUGACCAACAGACACGAGAGUCCAGUCCCUGGGUUAAACUACUUCCUGGUUCAGUUAGCUGACGCUUUCAAUCACUGCGACAAACUCUCUUGCAACGAUCAAGAAGUCAUCAACGAGAUCCCAGUCAGUCCAUUCUCCUUCAUUUCUCCGAGCCCACAUCAUUGCCACGAGCCACCGUCAUCCUCUGGCAUCUUCGUAGACGACCCAACCGGCGAGUCGAUGCAGGCGUUCUGCCUCCUCCACCAACGCUUCGGCUGGGCACCGCUCUGGGACAUUGACCCGCUAGUAGACGCCCGCAACUUUCCGUGGAACGUAGGCAUCGAGUUGCCCGAGGCUGAAUCCGACGAAGAGAGGAGGAGAACGCGGAUAAACACCGACCUCAUCGCCCCCAUUUUCAGCGCUUUCUGCACCCUUCGCUACGUCAGCAUCCCCGUCCGCCUCCUCAUCGGCAACCGGCCCCGCUCCUCCCACACGGGACUGUACUGGGGUGAUGCCACCGCCGGGCAUCCCGCCGACCAUGACGACGACUACACGCCGUGGCUCACACUUCCCGUCGAGGCCGGCAACGACUUCUCACACGACGACGAUAACUACGACCCCUGGGACCCUUCUUCUUAUGUGGCGGCCGAGUCUUUGCCGAAGCGGGAGCAAGAGCUCGCGUUCCUCGCCGCCAGCGCCCGCGUCGGCGCCGCCACGCCCUUCACGGGACAGGCCAGCAUCGCCGCGUGCGCGGACGAGCUGGUGAUCCGGUAUCCAGACUGGAUGGGGCAGCUACUCAUACCCCGUAACACAGCCGACGACGGAGCGGAAGGUGGCCAAGAAGAAAAGGAGGAGGAGGAUGACGAAGAGGGGCUCCGCUUCGGCCGGGCGCUGCUGAAGCGCGAGGCGCGCGGGUGGCAGGCGUGGUGGCGCGACACGGCGCUGCGGUUCACGCGGCUGCGGCGGCUGCGCAUCCGCAUGCCGCGCUACUUUGACGAGUUCUCGAGCGCGGCGCUGGCGGUGCUGCUGCAGCAGACGAAGAGCGACGGCGGUGGUUGGAGGGGGAGGUGGAGGGUUGCGUUCGAUGGUGACCCGUCGAUGAGGGCUAAGCAAGGGGGGGACGUGAUGAUGGAGUUCGUGGUGAGGGAGUGGGUGAAGAAGGGCGGGAAGAAGGUGAUGCAGUUUUCGGAGCGGGAGGUGGCCGGGAGCGAGCAGUUGGUCGUGGCGGACGAUUUGGAUGUGCCGCGAUGGUUCAGGGAGAUGAGGGAGGGGCAGCGGAGGAGGGCGUGGACGGAGUUUGUGGAGAUGAUGCGGGAGUUGGGGGUGCUGGAUUCAACGACGACUACAGGAGAGGAGGAUGCACUGAUCGAAGCGACUCCGGAUGAGGAGUGGGACCGGCUUGCGAGCGAGUCCUUUGUGAGCACUCCUGACCUGCGGAUGCCGGAAACGCCGCCUCGUACACCUACACCCGCCUCUCUGCCUGUUGAGUCAAUCACACCGGCGCAGACCGCGCCGCCUCCGCAAGAGAAGUCCGACCCUUCACCUGCGUCAGUAAGUGUACAGCAGAGCGGAGAUGUGGUGAAGCUAGAAUCAUCGUCCAAGCCCAAGAAAUCUGGAAAGGGCAAGGCUACACCAGCAAAGCAAUCGAGUGCUAGUAAGAAGCGCACAAGAUCGAGCAAAAGGGAUGGGGACGAGGCAGGCGAAUCGUCGCCUCUGCCGCCGCCCAAGAAGGCCAAGAGCGGGAAAAAGUCGAGGUGGGAAAGAGAGUUGGAGUUGCUGCAAAGUUGA